CAGUCGGGGCGCAAAAAACUGCGUUGAAAACGUAAAUCAUAAAAGAUUUCUACAACCGAGGAGACUUCUAGAGAAGGCAUGAAGAUUAUGGAUUUACCCGGAGACAGUCCGCUCCCCGGUAUGAGAGAAUUUAACUGAUGGAGUUUAUCGCCUCUUCUGAUCGGCGUGAAGUUGCUUCUGUCGACCCAUGAUGGACGCGGGACGGACGUCCGGGACUCUCACACCUGACCGCGCAGCCUGUGCCAACACAUGAAGAAGGGACACCUGCUUUGUCUGCUGAAACGUCGGGGCUCCUCGGACGGCGCCGGGACGAUGGGGGUCAGAAACGGGUCCAGAGCCCAGCAGCAGCAGCUGCUGCAGCGCUCCAGACCCAUCUCCAAACUGUACUUCAGCUUCAUCCUGCUCCUGCUCAUUUUCACACCCAGGGUGGACUCUUCGUGGUGGUACAUUGGCGCGCUGGGUGCCCGAGUGAUAUGUGACAACAUUCCCGGCCUGGUGAGCAAGCAGCGGCAGCUGUGCCAGCGCCACCCCGACAUGAUGCAGUCCAUCAGCGAGGGGGCCAAGGAGUGGAUCCGGGAGUGCCAGCAUCAGUUCAGACACCACCGCUGGAACUGCAGCACGCUGGACCGGGACCACACGGUGUUUGGCAGGGUGAUGCUGCGAAGCAGCCGAGAGGCAGCGUUUGUGUACGCCAUCUCCUCGGCUGGAGUGGUCUACGCCAUCACCCGGGCCUGCAGUCAGGGGGAGCUCAAGAUCUGCAGCUGCGACAACAGCAAGCGCGGCCAGGCCAGCGACGACAAGGGCAGCUUCGACUGGGGCGGCUGCAGCGACAACAUCAACUACGGCAUCAAGUUCGCAAAAGCCUUCGUGGACGCCAGAGAGAAGAAGGAGAAGGACGCCCGGGCCGUGAUGAACCUGCACAACAACGAGUGCGGCCGAAUGGCUGUGAAGCGCUUUAUGAAGCUGGAGUGCAAGUGUCACGGGGUCAGCGGCUCCUGUUCUCUGAGAACCUGCUGGCUGGCCAUGUCUGACUUCAGGCGGACCGGAGACUACCUCCGCAAGAAGUACAACACGGCCAUCGAGGUGACCGUGAACCAGGACGGAACGGGCUUCAUGGUGGUGGACGGCAACUUCAAGGGAACCACCAAGAACAAGUUAGUCUACGUGGAGAACUCCCCAGAUUACUGCCUCAUGGACCGAGCAGCAGGCUCCCUGGGCACAGCAGGCCGAGUGUGCAACAAGUCGUCAAGGGGCACAGACGGCUGUGAGGUCAUGUGCUGUGGGCGGGGCUACGACACCAUGCGUGUCAAACGUGUCACCCAGUGCGAGUGCAAAUUCGAGUGGUGCUGCGCCGUGGAGUGCAAAGACUGCGAGGAGGUGGUGGACAUUCACACCUGCAAGCCCCACAAGAGGCCUGAUUGGCUGGACAUAACCUAGGCAGGAAGGGCCAGACCAAUCACAGCGCGCGGUCCUGUGCUGAACGACGAACUCCUGGGAUCUCGUAACUCUAAUACCUCUGGUUUUCUCUGCUUGGACACUUCCUGAAGUUAAGACUUCACAAACAUUCAUGAAAUGGUGGUGAACUGGAAAUUAGGCCCAGUUCCUGAUCAUGUGCUGCUUUAAAGUGUUUAUAAGAACAAUAUGUCAAGCCUUUAUAAGACAAACUUUGAAUCUUUGAUAUGAAAUGGCUGAAUAUUAUAUUCUGAUGUACAUGCACCCUUUGAUGAGGCAGAUAUAUGAUCCAAUGCCUUCGUAUUUUAUAGUCUAUUAAAAUGGAGUGAGCUCAAGAGAAGACCAGUAAUAUUUAGUCUGACCUGAAGGAGUUGAAGGGAGGGGAUGAGGAGAUUUUUUGAGAUAUUGUAAAAUCACUGACAUUAUAUCAAUUAAAAUGACUUCAAGUCAUUGUAAGGUACUUCAACAACUCACUUAAUAUAAAGACACUUGCUGCUAAUUAGUGCAACAGUUGUACUAAAACAGAGUUAGAGGGCGUUUUUCUUAAUUAAAGCCAGAUAAUCACACUGUGAACAUAAAAGAGCCACCGACAGGAGAUCGAGCAAGGACUUUUAAGGUAAAGUGGCGGCAAUCUCACCGCAAAAGAGUGCUGGAAGAAAAAAG
This is a messenger RNA of Salarias fasciatus (jewelled blenny), 2115 nucleotides long. RefSeq names its product protein Wnt-2b-A-like. The record is from RefSeq and is a predicted model, not a curated record. Gene Ontology annotation, cellular component: extracellular region. The transcript has 5 exons. The coding region runs from base 250 to 1437 and encodes 395 amino acids. Gene Ontology annotation, biological process: multicellular organism development; neuron differentiation; cell fate commitment. Gene Ontology annotation, molecular function: frizzled binding; cytokine activity. NCBI's taxonomy places the organism in Eukaryota, Metazoa, Chordata, Actinopteri, Blenniiformes, Blenniidae.